This is a messenger RNA of Triticum aestivum (bread wheat), 1328 nucleotides long. RefSeq lists its product as uncharacterized. The coding region runs from base 329 to 1024 and encodes 231 amino acids. The transcript has 2 exons. Lineage: Eukaryota; Viridiplantae; Streptophyta; Magnoliopsida; Poales; Poaceae. The record is from RefSeq and is a predicted model, not a curated record.
GAGCGUCGGAACGCUGUGUGCUCUUUUUAGUCGUAGUAUGGCAACAGUAGCCAACCGAACGGAGAUCCAUUUGAGUAUUUGACCCCGAGAGAAAGAGAGAGCCUCCGAGCAGAGCAGAGCACCUUUAUAACUCCCAGCUCUCCGUUUCCCUCUCGUCCGCUCCUCCAACCCCACGUACGGUAACGGGUAACCAACCACCCCAGUCCCAGCUCCUCGCUAAUCAUCAUUUUACGCCGCCUGCGCGCGCUCCCGGGCGUCCAGCCGCCUCGCACGGUGCUACGCUGGGCAGCCAGACAGAGAGGGCGGAAGCUCGCGGCGCGGCGGUGGCAUGGGGAACGCUCUGGCCGGCAGGCGGCGCGCGGCCAAGGUGAUGACGGUGGACGGCGCCACGUUCCGGUACAAGACGCCCGCGGCGGCCGGCGCGGCCCUGCGCGGCCACCCGGGCCACCAGCUGCUCGAGUCCGAGGAGGUGCGGCGGCUGGGCGUCCGCGCCCGCCCGCUCGACCGCGACGCCGCGCUCAAGCCGGGCAAGCUCUACUUCCUCGUGCAGCUCCCGCGCGGAGCCGGCGGGCGCGGCGCCGGCGACGAGGAGGACCUGCGCGGGCCGCACAAGACGUGGUCCGGCGCGCUGCACGUGGGCGCCCGGGAGCGGCUGGAGAGCCUGAUGCUGUCGCGCCGCACCGUGUCGGACGUGGCGUCCCUGAUGCCCUCCGCCGGCAGGGAGCCGUCUUCGGCGGCGGCGGCCCGGUCGUCGUCCGUGGAGGCCGGCGCGGACGGCGCCGUGCGGCUCCGGAUGCGGCUGCCCAAGGCGGAGGUGGCGCGGCUGAUGAAGGAGAGCAAGGACCCCGCGGAGGCCGCCGAGCGGAUCAUGCAGCUCUGCGUCGCCAGGGACCAGGGGGGCGACGCCGCUGUGCCGGCCAAGCCCGCCGCGCUGCCGGUCUCCGCGCUGUGCACCAACAAGACGGCCAUGAAGAAAGAGAAGCGGACGAGGUUCAUGGCCGUGCCGGACGAGAUCAUCGGAUGACGAAGCGGGACGGGGUGCUUCAUGGCAUUCUUGUCUCUCUGCUCUGUGCUUUUUUUGGCGGAAUUGCUGGGUUUGGAGCGUGAGAAGCUGCCGGGAAAUGUUGGCUUCCUAUCCUAUUUCCCCAGCAAAUUCUGGACUAGGAAUGGUGUUCAUGAAGCAACGACCUUUCUCUUCCUCCCUGCCUUCCUCUUAUAUAUCGUAGCACUAGCAUAACGAGAAAGAACUCAAAAAAGAAAAAUAUCACUGUACUUAGCUAGGUCGUGUAAAUAUUCCAGCUGCUUAAUCUAGUGACUGCGUGGCCAUC